Drosophila elegans is the source of this 789-nucleotide messenger RNA. RefSeq names its product mediator of RNA polymerase II transcription subunit 22. The transcript is spliced from 2 exons. Gene Ontology annotation, molecular function: transcription coregulator activity. Gene Ontology annotation, biological process: regulation of transcription by RNA polymerase II. Lineage: Eukaryota; Metazoa; Arthropoda; Insecta; Diptera; Drosophilidae. The coding region runs from base 267 to 695 and encodes 142 amino acids. The record is from RefSeq and is a predicted model, not a curated record. Gene Ontology annotation, cellular component: mediator complex.
CUUGAGCACAUGUCUUCCUAGAAAACUUAAGCCUAUAAAAGUGCGAAGCUGAAAUCAUAAUUGCAGUGCAGUUAAAACUCCUAACCGUUUCCAAACAGAGAAAUUCUUCGAGGCACGUGCUUCUGGAAGUUGAAAGCAUUUCAAUGUUCUGCAUUUCAUUCAUAUCGACAUGGCGCACACGUUGAACGAAACCUGAAUAUAUUUGAAGCAAAACUAUCUAUAUACUAUUUUUACUAAAAUAUAUUAAGUAGAAAGAAAGCAGAAACAUGGCCAGCAGUUCGAGGGUUCCACAAUCAAAGGAGUCGCAGCUGAAAUCGUUUAAAACCCAGCUAAAAGCCGAUGUUCGCAACAUGUUGGUGAACUUUGAGGAAAUCAUGAAGCUGGCUAGCCGAGAAAAUACCAGUCAAAUCUGUAAGGUCACACAAUGCGAACAGGAUGCUCUGGAAAUGCAAGUGCGUGCGGCCAAUAUGGUUCGCGCAGGAGAAUCCCUGAUGAAAAUGGUGAACGACCUCAAGGAAUUCCAUAUUCUCUACGAUUUUCCCGCCAUCAACAAGACUGUCAAGAAGAUGUCGGAGUUGUGUAGUGCCAAGCAAAUCGAAAUUGAUGAAAAGCUAGCGAUAAUAGCUGAAGACAUGAAAGAAGAACUGUCCGAUCUGGAGGAGGAGUACUACAGCACCUCACUAAAGUAUCCCUAGGAAUUUCGAGUGAUUUCUGUUCAAUUCAUUCUAAAUGCUUUGCAUAAAUGACUUUGUAUCUUCGAAAAAAAAUAAACCGGUUAAAUAAGUUAAA